AUGUUUCCGUUGUUUAUUGCAUGUAAAUAUGAGCAGGAUAAGAGACUACGAACAGAAAACCGUCUGUUACGGCAACGAAUAGAUUAUUUGGAGCAAGAAAGUUCAGCGCUUGCCGAUCGCCUAAUACGCGGUCAAGUAAAUUUGGCUCAGGAGGCUGAAAAUUGUAUGAGCAUUUCGCAUGAGUUGCAUAAAUUACGUGACAUCAACUCGGAUGCACAUCGACGUUUGGAAGAAGCCUACGAUACAAUACGGGAGCUAAGUUGCAAGAGGAAUGAAAGUAUUGUGGAUACAGCGACACAGGUCGAUGAUACAUCGAUGAUCGAACAUAUCCAUGCAUUGCAACAAGAACUGAUUGAAACACAUGUCAAAGAAGCUGACAAUGAGAAUAUCAUUCGUGAUUUGAAACAACGUGUUCAGGUAAUGACUUGA
Messenger RNA from Enterobius vermicularis (human pinworm), 429 nucleotides. The record is from the annotation of a GenBank genome assembly. NCBI's taxonomy places the organism in Eukaryota, Metazoa, Nematoda, Chromadorea, Rhabditida, Oxyuridae.